This is a messenger RNA of Mauremys mutica (yellowpond turtle), 1995 nucleotides long. Its product is annotated as zinc finger protein RFP-like. NCBI's taxonomy places the organism in Eukaryota, Metazoa, Chordata, Testudines, Geoemydidae. Bases 313 to 1770 code for a protein of 485 amino acids. The record is from RefSeq and is a predicted model, not a curated record. The transcript has 8 exons. Gene Ontology annotation, molecular function: protein binding; zinc ion binding.
GUCUGCCCAGCCCAGGAAGAGCCAUUAAUAGAACCCGUUGUACCCGAAGACAAAGGGAGCAGGAGGUGGCAGCACUGGAGGGAGAGACUCCCCCUAAUCCAGGCUAAUUUCACUGAAAGUUACCUGGCACUGGUGUGAUUGUACAUUUUUACACUAAAGCCUCCAGGGAUUAAAUUGGUUGGAUCCUUCCUGCUCUGCAAACAGCAGGAGUCAUUUUCAGGCAAGGAAACACCCCCUUGCUGCUGCAGGCGGGGCAUAGUUUGAAUUCAGGAAUUUGAAACAAAGCCUGUUACAAACUGCCCAGAGGGAGCCAUGGCUGCAGAGAACCCAGUGGAAAGUGUCCAGGAAGAAGCGACAUGUCCCAUCUGUCUGGAGUAUUUCACAGAACCUGUCAGUCUGGAGUGUGGGCACAAUUUCUGCCGAGCCUGCAUCGCCCAGUGCUGGGAGGGAACCGAUACAGCCGCCUCCUGCCCUCAGUGCAGAGAAACUGUGCAACAGAGAAACCUCAGGCCCAACAGGCAGCUGGCAAAUAUCCUAGUACUCGUCAAGCAGUUGAGUUUACAGGCGGCAAAAGGAGCAGGAGGGGACUGGGUGUGUGAGAGACACCAGGAGGCUCUGAAACUGUUCUGUGAAGAGGAUCAAACCCCCAUCUGUGUGGUGUGCGACAGAUCCCGGGCUCACCGCGCUCACACAGUGGUUCCCAUCGAGGAGGCUGCCCAGGAGUACAAGGAAAGAAUCCAGGCCCAUUUGAAGACUCUGAGGGAAGAGAGAGAAAAGCUGCUGGGAUUGAAAGCGACUGGAGAGGGGAAUAGCCGGGAGUAUCUGAAACAAACACAAAUCGAGAGGCAGAAGAUUGUGUCUGAAUUUCAGCAACUGCAGCAGUUCCUGGAGGAACAAGAGCGACUCCUGCUGGCCCAGCUGGAGAAGCUGGACAAGGAGAUUGUGAGGAUCCAGAAUGAAAAUGUCAGUAAAUUCUCCGAGCACGUUUCCCGUCUCAGUGAGCUGAUCAAUGAGAUGGAGGGGAAGUGUCGGAAGCCAGCGAGUGAAUUCCUACAGGAUGUCAGAACCACCUUGAGCAGGUGUGAGAAGGGGAAGUUCCAGCAGCCAGGGGAGAUUUCUCCUAAAUUGGAAGAGCGAGUCAGUGGUUUCUCCCAGAAAACGAUUGUGCUAAUGGAGAUUCUGGGGAAGUUCAAAGACACUCUGCCAUCUGAAUUGGAGAGAAAAACGGGAGGAUCAUUUGGAGCACACAGACAAGUGACUGUGACUCUGGAUCCAGACACAGCUCAUCUCAAACUCGUCCUGUCUGAGGGAGGGAAAUAUGUGAGAUGGGGAUACAAAUGGCAGCGACUGCUGAACAACCCUGAGAGAUUUGACUCUGAGCGCUGUGUGCUGGGCUGUGAGGGAUUCACCUCGGGGAGACAUUGCUGGGAGGUGGAGGUGGGGGGUGAGGGAGGCUGGGCCGUGGGGGUGGCCAGAGCAUCUGUGAGGAGGAAGGGAGGGAUCAGCCAUAGCCCUGAGGGGGGGAUCUGGGCUGUGGGGCAGUGCGGGGAUCAGUUCCAGGCUCUCACCUCCCCUGAGACCCCCCUGCCCCUGAGCCGGGCCCCCAGCAGGAUCCGGGUUUGUCUGGACUGUGACCGGGGGCAGGUGACAUUUAUCGAUGCUGGUGAUGAGGCCCCGAUCUUCAUUUUCCCGCCGGGCUCCGUCCCUGGGGGGAGAAUCCGACCCUGGUUCUGGCUGGGGCCGGGAUCCCAGCUCAGACUGUGUCCCUGAGACACGCAGCAGAGGAGGGAACUGGAAAUCUGCCUCUCUAGCCUCAUGAACCCUAGUCUCUAUGAUCUUGGAGGACUCCUAUCUGCCCAGCCCCUGGUGCCUCAUCUCUAUGGCCCCUGGAAGCUCCUCCCCCUCCCUGCAGUCCCAGGAGACAGAGGGGGAAGAACCCCUGGGGUUGUGGGGAGACAUGCUGGGUGGGGGUAGCACUAACAGCUGGGCAGGAGA